Molecule: messenger RNA, 721 nt
Organism: Moneuplotes crassus
Lineage: Eukaryota; Ciliophora; Spirotrichea; Euplotida; Euplotidae
Source: the annotation of a GenBank genome assembly
UUUUGUACAUUUACAGUUGCCAAUACUAUUAUUGGUCUUUUUGUUCAGAAUAAUUAGAUGUUAGCCAUGGAACUUGAGAAUGGGUAUAGUGUAACUAUGAGACGAAAGUCGGGGUGCAGAGACCUCCAGCUGAUAAUACUAUCCAUGUUGAAAAUUCACCAAAGGAAGAUCAAUCUAAAAUCUGAGAUAAUAUCUGACUCUAUUCUUCUCACUUCUUCAAUAAAGACUAAUAGCCUUUCAGUGCUACCUACAUUUUGAUGCAAUGCUAAUUUGGCACUUACAAGUAAGCUCUUGAACAGUCAUUUACCUUCACACUUUUUAUGAUGAGUCAGCUUCGCUCAAAGUUUUAAAAUGAGAUCUUGCUCUGGAAUAGAUAUUAUACUAAAGGUUGGUUGCUAUUUGUGCCCAAUUCCACACUUCUCCCAAUGUCUCAAAAUGAGUACUAAAAGAAACCAUUGGGCCAUUUUUGGACUAAAUUUCUAAAAUUAUUAUUAAAACCUAGUUUUUACUAAAAUUAUAAUAUUUUUGGAGAUUCAUGAACCUGAAAAUACAAAAAAUUUGGUUGCUUCAUCUAAGAAGUAAGGAUAAUCUAAGUCUAUCGAAUUAGUCUGACCAAUAGUGAAUCACGAUUUCACACUAUUGUGGUCUUCCUUCCAAAUCACUUAGUAAAGCCUGUUGUAAUGUUAAAAUUUUGUACUAUCCUCCUUCGUAUUAAUUAUAU